This is a messenger RNA of Teleopsis dalmanni, 1040 nucleotides long. RefSeq lists its product as uncharacterized. The record is from RefSeq and is a predicted model, not a curated record. NCBI's taxonomy places the organism in Eukaryota, Metazoa, Arthropoda, Insecta, Diptera, Diopsidae. The transcript has 2 exons. The coding region runs from base 144 to 941 and encodes 265 amino acids.
CUUGAAAUAACUUUUUUUCUCUAAAAGUAUUCAAAAAUAAAUAAUGUUUAACUUUCAUUUCUAAAUUCCAAAAAUCUGCUUACACAUGCCGAAUAAUGCAAUAUACUCGUAUUUAGAUUGGAAAGUCUAAUAUAUUUAUUUCUAUGGCGAAUUGCAUUAAUCGGCUACAAUGUUUGCUUUCGGCUAUACUCCAAGGAAUAACAUUCUUUUUUGUGGACUGCAUUAUGAGUGUUCUUACACAAUUAAUUAAGUUCGCAAUGGUGUUGGGAUUAGCUUGUUAUCUAUGCAUAUUAUUUUUUCAGUUGUGCGAAUCAGCAAAUUUAGGGUCUGGAGCUAUUUCAAUUGAUCCAGAGUUUCAUGAAAGUCACAGAAACUCUAUUUUAUCAAUGGGAAGAAAAGGUUCUAAAGAUGAGACGCGCAAAUCACUUUUGGAUGAUAAUGCGAAAAAAUCACCACGCGAAAGCAGGAAAUCGCUCACAGAGAGAAAAUCCGCUACGGAUGCUGAUAAAACAGCGUCCAGCACUGAAGGAAAAUCAUUAAACGAAACUGGAAAUACUGACACAGAUGCUAAUGCAAGGAAAUCGAUCAGUGAAAGAAAAUCACUUACAGAUGGUAAGAACGCUUCAAUUUCUGGGACUGAGAGAAAAUCGAUCAGCGAGGGAAGAAAAUCCAUUGAGGCUAAAAAAGCCUCAGGAAUAGAACAGCCCCCUCCAGAAGCUGAUAAACCUAGUUCAAGCAGACCGUCAAGCUCUAAUGCUAGAAAGUCAAUUACCGAAAACGUUGGUAAUAUCAAGGAUCAACCAUCCGAGGUCAUCGCAGAACACAUUGCAAGUUCGAAGCCAUCUGUAGCAAGUAAUAUUCAAAAACCACCCGAAGACAAAUUAGAAGAGAAACAAGAAAAUAAGGAAAAUCAGGAAAAUAAGGAAAAAAAGGAUGAAUAAUAUACAAAAUCCACUUAUUGUAAUAAUAGGUAAUUGCGAGCUAUACAACAUAAAAUAAAAUAAACUAAGAUAAGGAAGAAUUCUUAAUUCUAAAAACUA